Molecule: messenger RNA, 603 nt
Organism: Iphiclides podalirius (scarce swallowtail)
Lineage: Eukaryota; Metazoa; Arthropoda; Insecta; Lepidoptera; Papilionidae
Source: the annotation of a GenBank genome assembly
AUGGCGGCUUCAGUGAAUGAAUUUGAGCCGUGGUUAUGUGCAAAGUUAAAGUCUUUGAAAACAGACGAAAAUGUUUUUGGACAUUACAUAUCUGGAAUAUUAGAAACAGAGGAAUCUAUAGAUGAAAAGAAAGAUGCCCUUGAGGGUAUACUUUCGGAAGUUGUGGAGAGUGAUAUAACAGACCAUGUAAAUGAAAUCAUAGAAAAAUGGGAAUCAUGUAAGCCUAAAGAAGAAGUCUUAAAACCCGUAGCUGAUGUAGAUAUCCAAUUAGCUAAGCUUCUAGAUUCUCAAUCUCUUGCAACGACAACCCGACGAGAAUACACUGAUGAGGAAAAGAAAAUACGCGAAGCAAUUCUUUCGCAGUAUAGUCAACUUUCUGAUAAUGAGGAAGAUCAGGACAAUGAAGAGGAACCAGAUAGUCCAGAUUUAGUUAAAAAUACAAAUGCUUUAGAUGUAGCAGCUGCUGCUAGAGAGAGAAGGGAACAAGCUAGGCUUGAGGCACAGCGCAAAAAAGAAAAGGAUAGAGAAGACAGAGAGAAACAGAAACAACUUAAGGAGGAAAAGAAAGAAAAGCGCAAGACACAAAAAGGUGAAAGGAAGAGG